GGGAGCGGAACAGAGGGAGAGGGACAAAAAGGGAAAAGAGGGGGAAAAGGGACCCGAAAGGGACCAGGGGACCGCAGGAGAAGAAGGCGGGAGGCAGGGGGCGGAAAGCAAAGCGGAGGAGCAGCAGGCAGGGGGGGAGCAAAACGGGAAGGGGGCGGCGAGCGGAACGGCGGCAGAGGCAGGGACAAAGCAGAGCAACGGGGCAGGGAAGGAACACGAGCCGCAGGACAACGGGGAGGGGGGGACGAAAGGAAAAGGCGGGCACCGAGCAAAGCGGAGGAAGCAAAACGCGGGCAGAGACGACGGGGGCACAGAAACGGCAGAGAGAGGGAGAAGCGGAGCAAACGGGAAGCGGGGAGAGGGGGACCGAAGAGCAGAAGAGAGCAGAGAAGAAGGGGGGGGCAGGGGCCAGGGGAAACAAAGAAGAACGCCACACAAAGCAGGAAGAGGGAGCACCGACGGAGAAGGGCCGAGAGCGGGGCACAGAGACCGCAGGGGCCAACACAGACGGAAAGCAGGGGGGAAAGAAAGACAGAGGGGGGGGGGAGAGGAGGGCGCGCGAGACAGCGGGGGAGACGGCGCGAAGAGAAAAAGACAGGAAGCGGCAAGGCCGGGAAACGCGGGGCAGAAGGGGGCAGAAAGGAAAAGAACGAGCCGAGAAGAAAAAGGGCAGAGACGGAGAAGGGAGCAGGGAAAGAAGGGGAGAAACGCACGAGAGGCAGAGGGCGGCGCCGAGCAAGGGAGAGCACAGGAGGGCGCAGCGCCGAGAACGGCGCAACAGAAGGGGGAGGGGGAAAGAAAGAAGCGAACCGGGACAAGAAAGGGCGAGAGGGAGGCGACAGGCCGCGCAGCGGCCACAACGCGGCGGGGCGGAAGCAGGACACACAGCCGGGCAGACAGGAAAGAGGGCGAGCGGAGACCAGGAACGACCAAAACACCAGAGGAGAGCGGGAAGGGAAAGAAGCCAAACGCGGAAGGAGGGCAGGGGGGGGGACAAAGGGGAGGGGCGGGCGGAGAGAGAACAAAGAGGGAAGGGGAACCGAAGAGGGAGGAGAGCAGCGGCCGGGGAGACGCGCCAAACAGGCGGGCCGACAGAGGCGACAACAAGAGAACGCAAGCGGGGAGGGAAGCAGGAAAGGGGGGAGAGAGGACAGGCCAGAAGAAGCAGGAGACACAACAGGGACAGAGCAGGACAGAAGCGGCCGCGCAGGGAACAAGACGGAGAGACAACAGGCAGCCCAAACCACAAGAAGCGGCAGAGGAAGAGCAAGAAAGGGCGGAACAGGAGACAGACGCGCAGAAGGAGACAGGGAAAGACAAACCCACCAGAACGCAGAAAAAGCCAGCCAGCAGAGAACAGGAGGGGAGAGCCAAGCAGAGGGAGGAAGACCAGGAGCAGAAGAAGAAAGAAGCGGAGAGAAAGAGCGGGGCGGCGGGCGAGACCGCAAAGAGAGAACCCAAGAAAGGGAAAAGAAGCGGGACAGGAGGAGCGGGGGAGCAAGGCAAGGCAGGAGGAGCGACAGCAGGGGGAGCGAAAGCAGGGCGGGGAGCGAGGGCCAAGACCGGAGGGGGCAACAGAAGGGAACGAAGGGGAGCGGCAAAAAGAAAACGGAGGAAGCGGGGAAGAGAGCAAGGAACAAAGCGCGGGGAGGGGCGCAAGGGAGACAGCAGAGAGAAGGAAGGGACGAGGAGGAGACGGGGCGCCGGGAGCGAGACGCGAGGCAAGCAGAAGGGGGGGGCGGGCGCAGGCAGGGGGGAGGCACACGGGGGCAGAGGGAGGGCAAGACAGCGGGCGGAAGGGGAGCGCCAGGAAGAGAGCGAGGGGGCGCAACCGAAAGGGGGGAAGAGCCAGAGCAGCCAGCAGAGGGCGAGAAGCGGCGAAAAGCGCGCGAGGGGCGCAAACAAGCCCCACGGGCAGGGGAGGAACGACGGACACAGGAGCGGCGCCAGCAGGGGAGAAACGAGGAAGGGGGACAAAACGCGGGGGGAAAAACGACGGGAAGGCAGGGAACCAGAGCGCAAAGCGAGGGGGAGGACAGGGGGGGGGAGCAACCGGACAGAAAGACACGGAGGAGGGAGGAAAAGGGAGGAAGGAAGAAGGGGAAAGGGCCAGGGGGGGCAACGGACAGACGGCCGAGGGCGACAGGGCAAGCAAAGGCCGGAAGGAGACGGGAGCGCACAAGAGAAGGAGGCGAAGAAGCGAGGCAAAAAGGGGGAGCGGGAAGCAGGGAAACCAGCCAGGACACCGAGCGCCACCGCCACAAAAGGAGCGAAAGAGGAACACGGGGGAGCAGGGGAGAACACAGGCGAGCGAGCGGGAGAGGCAGGCGGGGGAGCGAACAGCCAGGCGACCAGACAGAAGGGGCAGGGGGGAAGCGGGGCAAGGGAGCAAGCGGAGCCCAAAGGAAGCACACCGGAGAGCGGCAAAACGCAGGCGGAAAGAGAGGAAAGGAACGAGGCAGGAGGGCGCGGGGACGCCAAGGACAGGGAACGGAGGCGGGGGCAGACGGGGAGGCGGAGGGGCAGGAAAGAGGGAGGAGCGGAAAGAGGACGGCGGGAGGAGGCGGCGGGGGGGGAAGAACGGAGGAGCAGGGCGAAGCAAGAAACAGAAGGCAAGCGCACGAAGCACGGCAGAGGCAGAAGACAGAGCGAGCGGCAGGACGUCAGGGGAGGGAGUGAAACAAGAGGGGCGGGACGUAGGGGCGGACCAAGGAACGGAAGGACACGCGAGGGGAAGGGCAGGCAGCGACGAGCGCAAAGAGUCCAGGGCAACAGGCAGACGAAGCAUGAGGACAGCAGCAGCACGACAGCAGAGACCGGGGGGAAGCGAGCGAAGGAGAGGGGAAGACAGGUCCAGUGGGAGAUGGGGUUCGCAACUGAGCCUGACGAAUGUCUGGGGAUGGAUGUCGGCUGCUGUACGUUGCGGAGAUCUGGUUUUAGCAUCAGUUCGGCAGUGUUGGGAGCGUCGAUUAGUCCGGAUUUUCGUCAGAAGAGGCAAACACAGACAGCGCAGAGCCGCCGAAACAUGCGUCAAACAAGUCUGGAUAACUCGCCUGAAGGGAAUGGCGCUUCGGAUUUGAACACCGGCAGGAGGGGGCUACCCCAGCGGGGGCCGUGGUGA
Ipomoea nil (Japanese morning glory) is the source of this 3121-nucleotide messenger RNA. RefSeq names its product hornerin-like. The annotation marks the transcript as partial. The record is from RefSeq and is a predicted model, not a curated record. The transcript is spliced from 2 exons. NCBI's taxonomy places the organism in Eukaryota, Viridiplantae, Streptophyta, Magnoliopsida, Solanales, Convolvulaceae.